Chenopodium quinoa (quinoa) is the source of this 1298-nucleotide messenger RNA. RefSeq names its product exosome complex component RRP42-like. The coding region runs from base 270 to 1136 and encodes 288 amino acids. The transcript is spliced from 8 exons. Lineage: Eukaryota; Viridiplantae; Streptophyta; Magnoliopsida; Caryophyllales; Amaranthaceae. The record is from RefSeq and is a predicted model, not a curated record. Gene Ontology annotation, biological process: nuclear mRNA surveillance; TRAMP-dependent tRNA surveillance pathway; U4 snRNA 3'-end processing. Gene Ontology annotation, cellular component: cytoplasmic exosome (RNase complex); nuclear exosome (RNase complex).
UGUGUUAAUUAUGAACAUAGUUUUGGUUAAAUACUCGUACGAAUAAAAUUAUAAUUAUACUCGUCAAGAAACCUUGAUGUGUUUUGUGUAAAAAAAAAAUAUUGAGAAGGAAAAACCCUAAACUAGAACUACCACUUUCCCACCCAAAUUCUUGGUUACUGCUCCAAAUUUAAAACAGCUCCCGGAGUCCCGGUGCCGGCCUACCUGCAAUUCAACUGAUUUCUUCUCUCUCCCACCGCCGCCAUUGAAGCACUGGUGCCAAGGUCAGCAUGUCUGGACUAUCGCUUGGAGAAAAGAACUUCAUACGAGGUGGUAUUGCUCAAGAUCUUCGUUGUGAUGGUCGAAAACGCUUAUCUUACAGACCUAUUCAUCUUGAUACUGGGGUCAUUUCACAGGCAAAUGGUUCAGCAAGAGUCCGAAUUGGGGGAACUGAUGUCAUUGCUAGUGUCAAGGCUGAAUUAGGGAGACCCAAUUCGUCUCAACCCGAUAAAGGAAAGGUUUCCAUACAUAUUGAUUGUAGUGCUACAGCUGCACCUAUCUUUCAGGGCAAAGGGGGUGAAGCAUUAUCAACAGAACUUGCUGCUGAUCUUCAGCGUUGCCUCUUGGGUGGUAAAAGUGGAGCAGGAGCUGGAAUUGACCUUUCAUCCCUAUCUAUCGUGGAAGGGAAGGUUUGUUGGGAUCUUUAUAUUGAUGGCCUUGUGGUUAGUUCAGAUGGGAAUAUGUUGGAUGCCUUAGGUGCUGCAAUCAAGGCUGCUUUAAGUGAUACCGGUAUUCCAAAAGUUAAUGUCAUUGCUGCUGAUUCGACAUCUGCUGGUGAUCAACCUGAAGUUGAUAUUAGUGAUGAAGAAUUUUUACAGUUUGAUACUUCUGCAGUCCCUGUCAUAGUAACAUUAACCAAGGUAGGAAAACACUACAUAGUUGAUGCAACUGAAGAGGAGGAAUCUCAAAUGAGUUCCGCGAUGUCUGUCUCUAUCAACAGGAAGGGACUAAUAUGUGGUCUUACCAAGCGUGGGGGUGCAGGUGUAGAUCCAAGCAUAGUCCUUGAUAUGAUCUCAGUAGCAAAACAUGUGAGCGAGAAUUUUAUAAACAAAUUAGACUCCGAGAUAGCUGCUGCAGAAGCUCGUGAGGAAGAAUGAUGAAAAUUGGUUUACAUGUUUAAACUAAGCUCUUAGUUUUUGCUCUGUAUUGAAUUUUGACCUAGGAAAUUAUGUUUCAUACAGGUAGAUUGUUUGUAACUUUGUAAGUGUCAAAAUAUCGUUAAUAUUACAAGUACUAUUAAUGGCUAACAUUUUAUCCCA